GGUUUUUGUUAUCGAAGCUUUAUGUGGUAAUUUUCGUUUGUUGUUGAGGACACAAUCUAUCUAGGAUUUCUCAGCGAGCAGUCAAUGUGCAUACAUGAUAUUUUGAAGGGUCGUGGCAUUUGGGAAAACUUGUUUCAUACAAGGAGGACAUCUUAUCACGUCGUAAAGAAGUACACGAGAAUUGUCCCGUCUAAAACCAACAGCUCUCACUGGCAGAAAGAAACUGAUGCGGGAAAAACAGAUGACUCUAUACCAGGAUUCGUUGUCAUCUCGGUGAUAUCCAAGAGAAACUUGGGGCGUGCAUGUCCAAGACAGCGUCCGAGACCAUUCAGGACAAAGCGGACUGGAGGAAAGGGUAACAAAAACGUCAGAACCAAUUACUUGUUGGGCUUGGACGAUUGAUGCAAACAGACAGCUCGAUUAAACCCAUAACUUU
Molecule: messenger RNA, 436 nt
Organism: Guillardia theta CCMP2712
Lineage: Eukaryota; Cryptophyceae; Pyrenomonadales; Geminigeraceae
Exons: 4
Coding region: 85-402 (105 amino acids)
Source: RefSeq, a predicted model, not a curated record